AACAGGACAAUUUAGCAAAUUAUCUUUAAGUUUUUUGUCAAGUUAGCUGAUUUUCAAAUUAAAAUGUAUUCGUUGACACAUGCGUUUGUGUUAAUGGAGAAGGAAAGUGAGAGAAACAAACGGCGUCUCAGAAUUGAGCGAAAAAUAUUGAGAGAUGCAAGCAACCUUCUCGAUGUGGACGAGUCAACGUUUAUCAAAAAUUACCGGUUAAAUAAAGCUGCAUUUACAUACGUUUUGAGUUUUAUUGAAGAUGGCGCAAUCUCAGCGAGAUCGUCGUCCAAAACUCCCAGUUCUCCGACUAUCCUCUGUUUUACGGUUUUCUUGCGGAGGGAGGCUAUCAGCACGCAGUUGGCAAAGAUUUCGACGCGCCAAUGGUUGACAAUGGCAGUUGACAUUUAGCUGUGUGCCAAAAGGCGUAUU
Molecule: messenger RNA, 420 nt
Organism: Anastrepha obliqua
Lineage: Eukaryota; Metazoa; Arthropoda; Insecta; Diptera; Tephritidae
Exons: 2
Coding region: 64-399 (111 amino acids)
Source: RefSeq, a predicted model, not a curated record